Messenger RNA from Seminavis robusta, 660 nucleotides. NCBI's taxonomy places the organism in Eukaryota, Bacillariophyta, Bacillariophyceae, Naviculales, Naviculaceae. The record is from the annotation of a GenBank genome assembly.
AUGGCUGAAGAUCAAUCUCUAGAUGCAGCGGGCACUGGGUGUUGGGUUUCUCAUCGUCGCGGUGAUUUGGGCGGCAUAGAUGAAAUCACAUUGCAGUUUCAGAGGGUAUGUGAAUCCCCCGAAUUUCUCGAGAGACUUCGUGUCAAGGGAUUUGUAGAACCAACGUUCCAUCGAAACGAAGAGCUCGUGUGGGGCAAUCCUUGCUUUGACAAGUUUCGUUGUGCUGCUUCGUACAAAAAACCCUCGACUCGCUUAGGUUUGGUCUUUCAUGGGACAGACCAGCACAACCUUUCCAGCAUUUUGAAAACGGGAUUAAGUCCUGGAACGCGCUCUAAGCAAGCUUAUGGGCGCGGAGAGUAUUUUGCCAAGGACCCCAUUCUGGCAAACAAGUAUGCUCGUGGGGCUUUGCAGUUGCUAGUGUUUGUCGUAGUUCUGCCGCCGCAAAAAGAACACUGUCCAAAUGUGAUUGUGGUGGUCUCUCAAAAUGAUCAUCAGCUACCUAUUGGAAAAGUCACCUUUCAAUGCUUCAAUUCGAUGAAAUCGAAGCAAACUACGCCAGUACACCUUACAGCUUUCCUCUUGUUGUCAGCAGUCAUGAUCAUGGCGCUCGUGGCGCCAGAUUUUGAGCUUGGGAAGGCGCUUCUUCUAUUGUCUCCGUGA